Messenger RNA from Ictalurus furcatus (blue catfish), 1064 nucleotides. RefSeq names its product troponin I type 1b (skeletal, slow) (gene tnni1b). The transcript has 6 exons. Gene Ontology annotation, biological process: muscle contraction. NCBI's taxonomy places the organism in Eukaryota, Metazoa, Chordata, Actinopteri, Siluriformes, Ictaluridae. The coding region runs from base 82 to 594 and encodes 170 amino acids. The record is from RefSeq and is a predicted model, not a curated record. Gene Ontology annotation, cellular component: troponin complex.
AACCCAUUUAUUUCAUUGCAUUACAACAGAUUUUUUUUUGUUUACUAGAAAAAGUCCAAGAUUUCAGCCUCUCGUAAACUCAUGCUGAAGAGCCUGAUGGUUGCUAAAGCUAAAGAGAUGUUGGAGCAGGAGAUGAUAGAUAAGGAGGAGGAGAAGCAGCGAUAUCUGGAAGAGAAAUCCCCUCUUCUACAGACUGGUGGAAUGUCUUUCUCAGAGCUCCAGGAACUGUGUCGAGAGCUCCAUGCCAAGAUUGACGUGGUGGAUGAAGAGCGCUACGAUAUUGAAGCAAAAGUGCUGCAUAACACCAGAGAGAUAAAAGAUCUAACCAUUAAGGUCUUAGACUUGAGAGGUAAGUUUAAGCGGCCCAGUCUAAGAAGAGUGCGAGUGUCAGCAGAUGCCAUCCUGCGCUCUCUUUUGGGGUCCAAGCAUAAGGUGUCGUUAGACCUGAGAGCAAACCUCAAAUCAGUAAAGAAAGAGGACACAGAGAAGGAAAAGACAGUAGAGGUUAGUGACUGGAGGAAAAAUGUGGAGGCCAUGUCUGGAAUGGAAGGCCGCAAGAAAAUGUUCGAUGCUGCCAAGGGAACUGCGCAGUGAUCAAGACGUGGGCUCAGUUGAGAGUGAAGAGGUGGCAAUGUUGACUUCUGCUUAAUCAAUUCAAGUCAAACAUUACAUUAUAGGUUUGUAAUAGGCAUACUGUCUAUAGCCUAUAUUACAUAUAAUGUUUUUUUUUAUAUACACGUCAUUUAAUGUAUAUGUAUUCUCAAUUCCUAAGUAAUUUACCGUAUGUUAUAUCAGAUUAUGUGUCAGUUUAAGCCAGUCUCAGAAAUGCCUCUUAAUGGCCAUUGCUCUGCCGUAUAGCCUGUCCAGUCUAAAGUGACUUGAUAACCUUCUCUAAGGUUUAGCAGAAGUACAUGUCCACCACAAUAUAAAAAGCAAUUCAAGUGACAAAAAUAUAUAUUCCCGUUCAGUCAGAGUUGACCACAAGCAUGGUUGCACAACACUGGAUUGUCAGACCAUAGACACAUUUUUGUUCGAUAAUAACCUUCUCAAUAAAUUCUAUUUCA